Messenger RNA from Sinocyclocheilus anshuiensis, 5518 nucleotides. RefSeq names its product PHD finger protein 3-like. Gene Ontology annotation, cellular component: nucleus. The coding region runs from base 274 to 5028 and encodes 1584 amino acids. The transcript is spliced from 16 exons. Gene Ontology annotation, biological process: DNA-templated transcription. The record is from RefSeq and is a predicted model, not a curated record. Lineage: Eukaryota; Metazoa; Chordata; Actinopteri; Cypriniformes; Cyprinidae.
UAGCGUCUCGCGCGGAGUGGGCGUGCACGCUCUCAGUUCGUUUAGCGCGAGGCCUUCCUGCGGUGCACGCGACGCGACUCGAGACGAGUUUGUGCAAAAAACCGCGUCGAAUGUGCCGCUAACUAUAUAUGCACAGUUGGGAGGUGGUGUCGAACGCUUGUUGUUGAUAAAGGGGAGUUUAAUUCGGUCUGGUGAGCGGGUGGAAUAGACGCAGGCUAGUUGGUAAAGGCCCGCGGAAGCGUUUGGUGAGCAAACCAUACAGUGCAGGCAUUCAUGGAUAUAGUUGGUGGCCCAUUCAAUCAUCUGGUUCCCAGUGACCAGUUGGAUGAUUCCUUACUGCUCGGACAGAACCUGGAAUGUGAAGCUAGUGAUGAGUUUGAAGCAGGUCACGGCCAACCUGAAAAUUCACUGAAGAACAUGCUCAGUGAUAAAGAUCCCAUGUUUGGAUCUGCUAGCGCCCAGUUUCAUCUCUUAGAAAAUGAAGAUGUCAGUUUUAAGCUUGGGAGCACAACAGCUGCAGAUAAUGACAUGACAACAGCAGGUGUUAGUCAGAGUCCAUCUGAUGGAGAACACAGUCAGUCCAGCUUCUCACAGGGCAGAAGACAUUUACAGAGGAGACAAACAGCAAGCCGCGGUCGAGUUAAAGGCAGGCGCCCAGGUCCUGUGCGAAAAGCAGCAGAGAGUAACAAGCAAGAGUCAACAUGUAGCACAAACCCGGGUGGAGAUAAAAGCCUUGAUGCAAAAAGAGAAGCCCUGCUCAGCCGUCGUUUUGGAGUCCAUGAGGUCGACUCCUCUAUGAAUCCAGUAGUUGUGUUACGUCGAUUAACUGUUACUGUCGGGGGCUAUAAAAUCGAACUGCUUCCUGGCCCGUCGCAUGCGUUUGGAUCAUUUAGCACAAGCGCUCUUCAGUCUCUUGGCUUCCAGGAUGACGGUGUCGCUGCUGACGGCCUUGCACUCGAUUUGGGACAAAAUCAAGAUGAUGGCACACAAGAAGUUGUUAAUUCUGCACAAGAGGUUGUCGGGGAAGUGAGCGUUGGCCAGUCAACUAGUGAUGACAUGCCUAUGGAUUUUGGGCCGUAUGUGAACCCUAAUGAAGUACAAGACACUAACAGCAGCACCAUGUCGCUCAAGCCCAGCGUGGAAAACGCCACACCAGCAGACGCCAAAAAGAAUGACCAAAUCAAGACCCGAAAGCUAAGUGCACAAAAAACAGGGAACAAGAACGGCACGGCAGUUCAACCUGCAGUCAAAAAGCUUCUGAAACACAAACAGGCUCUGUCUGCUGCCAAAAAUAAACCAUCUCAUCUCACCUGGCCAGGGCUCUUGCAGAAAGUAUCUAGACAUCCCAGAGACAAAAAGAUACAUACAGGCCGCCCAGAAAGUCUCAAAGGAAAGCCCGUUAAGGUUGGCUUGAAACGCCCAGGUGGGCCAGUCACUCCUAAAUCACCCUCAAAAAUACAAAAGAUUCAAGAUGGACAUCCUGCGAACCAAACCGUAAACCCACCUGUCCCGGUGUCCCCGACUGUCAGCAGAAAACUGUCAUCUGAUUCUGGUCCAGGUGUCAAGUCAGUCCAAUCCCCUCACCCUUCGAAAAAGCCACAAAAUCCUCCCACUCCUGUAAACAAAACAAACCCACCUGUGACAAACAGCCAAGGAGAAGAGGAGCAGGAGAAGGUCAAGAUCAAGAAGCCGGAGAAGAUUCAGCAAAGACACAAGAGUAGAAACUCCAGGAGUAUCUCGAUAGAGGAGCCGCAGCUGUUUAUCCCUGAUAAUGCCCCUGUGGUGAAGAAGGAAGCCGAGGGCGAGCCUCCUCCUGAAAGUGAGACUGUGUGGGAUCCCAGCAAGCACUGUGGAUUAUGCAAGAAACCUCACAACAACCGGUUCAUGGUGGGCUGCGGCCGCUGUGAUGACUGGUUUCAUGGGGAUUGUGUGGGUCUGGAUCUGGCUAAAGUUCAGCAGAUGGAAAAGGAGGACCAGGAGUAUAUGUGCUUGAAGUGCUGUGCGGAAGAGGAUGGGAAAACCGGUGCUCAAGCCACAGAGCAGUCAGAUGAUAAGUUGUCUGCUAAGCAAAAACCGAGACCCCAGCAGUCGGUCACCGCAGGUGGAAUACGACCCUUCCGAAAAGAUGUUGGAGAACGACGACCGUCAGAAGAUUCAGCAUCAAAGGGACCAAGUGUGAAACAUGAGACGAAGAAAGUGAAAAUAUCACCUGUGACCUCAAAAAAACCGUCCACUGGACAAAUCAGGCGAAGUGUUCGGGACUCGCUGGAGGAGAUUCUUUUGAAACGACUGAAGGAGGCCGAUAUGAAGAUUUCAUUGGAUAAGCCUGCUGAGUUGGCCAGAAGAACGGAGAAAGAGCUUUUUGCUCUUUUUCAGGGUGUUGACAGCAAAUACAAAAAUAAAUACAGAAGUUUGACUUUCAAUCUGAGAGAUUCCAAAAAUAAUGUGUUAUUCAAGCGAGUGCUCAAGGGGGAAGUUUCCCCUGCAGAUUUGGUGCGUAUGACUGCAGAAGAGCUGGCCUCUAAGGAACUGGCUGCUUGGAGACAAAGAGAGAAUCGACAUACGAUUGAAAUGAUUGAGAAAGAACAGAGAGAGGCAGAGAGACGUCCUAUCACUAAAAUCACCCAUAAAGGGGAAAUUGAAAUUGAGAAUCAGGAGCCUGCCAAGGCACCAGAGGCCAUAGAGGUUGAGCCAGAGCCUGUGCCGAAAGCUGCGGAAGUGCCUGAAGAAAAACCCCCUGAGACUAAAGCUGACAGUCCCAAGAAAUCUGUAGAUACCACCAACUUGCACAAGUCUCAUCUAUUUGACCUCAACUGCAAAAUCUGCACAGGUCGCAUGGCUCCACCUACAGAGGAAGCUGCUACAAAGAUGGUAAAAGUGGCUACAACAGUUGUGAGAAGACAGUCUAGUACGACAGAUGAAUCUCAGCACUCCACAACUACACCUACAUCAGCACUGAUAGACGAUCUGUGUUUAAGAGCCAUGGAGGAAGGUCUCCUCAAUUUUUUGCCUGAAUCCAGGUCAGAUAGUCUGAGUAGCAAAGAAGACACAGCGACAUUCCUCAGCAAUUUGGAAAGUCUGUGGAGUGGCUUUGUUGAUAUGCCAGCUGUGGCGAGGUUUCUAACAAAAGCUUAUCCUGUCUCUGGAAUACUGGACCAACUUACACAGGAUUUGCCAGACAACAUCCAAGUAGGUGGACGAAUCUCUCCUCAAAUAGUCUGGGAUUAUGUUGAGAAAAUCCGUGCUUCCGGGACAAAGGAAAUAUGUGUUAUUCGUUUCUCCCCUGACACCGAGGAAGAUGAGAUCUCGUAUACUUUGUUAUACGCCUAUUUUAGCAGCCGAAGAAGAUACGGUGUUGUCGCCAACAACCGCAAACGAGUUAAAGACAUGUAUCUCAUUCCUCUCGGCUCCACAGAAAAAAUUACCCAUCAGAUUGUACCGUUUGAUGGUCCUGGGCUGGAGACCAAUCGUCCCAAUCUUCUUCUCGGAUUGGUCAUCCGCCAGAGACCGAAAAGAGACUUUGGGGUAAUCCUGCCAAGCGAUGUCAGGGAAGCUCCAAGUUUCUUGGCAGAAAGCAAACCUCAUGUCGAUUACCCACAGAAAGCUCCUGCGGCUCAAGACGCAAGCACACGGAAAAAAGACACUGCCGACUUAAUCAAGUCCGUCAUUGAAGAACCUAUAUUGGAUACUGAGACAGAAGAGAAUGUUUCUUUGCGCUUUCUUCCUGGAGUGCUGAAGUUGCCUGGAAAUGGGGCAUCGUCUUCGAGCGACACUGUGAAAAGUGAUUCUACAACAACAGUAACCAAGACUCCAACUGUUGAUAGUGGAAACCAUGCAGAAAUCCAUCCUAAACCUACGGCCACCGCUCCUCGACUUGAUCGCUUCAUUAUCAAGAAAAAAGACCCCAAAGCUGUUAAAACAGAGCAGGCGCCAUCCAGCUCGAGUUUGGAGACCAACUCAGAAAAGAAAGAGAGUGGAGUCAUUCUUUCUCUGAGUGACAAACCUGCAGAUGUUUCAACAGAGAGUUUCCUGUCUUCUCUCACGACCGCUAAACCCAAAGAUGAGUCCGUGUCCGGCAGCACAGCUGCACCAGCUAGUCAAGAAACAAGCGAAACCACUUUAUCGGAUGCAUUGACAGACUCUGUCAAUGACGGCUCUAGCUCUGUCCCCAAAAACGAAACCUUAUCAAGUCCCACCAAGUCUUUGAAGACAUCUGGUAUUUUAAAGACACCAUCUUCAUCAGCUGAACCUACCGAGUUAAAACCUCAACAACCAGAAAGUAAUUCAGAAAAGAAAGUUACUCAGCAACCAUCGGUGCAACCCCCUCAAGAGUGUAAAGCCAUAGAGGACAUCCAAGCCAUCACCACAAUCUCCUCCACUGGGAAAAACGAAGGUCCCAAGCAGUCCAGGACCUCUUCUUUUAACCCUAAAGUAUAUAAUCCAGCCCCCAUUUUUCAUUCGUAUUAUGCUGGUCCACCUGAUCCCCAAUAUUAUCCUCCUCCAGCCAAUCCUGCCCCUUUCUUACCCCUUCAAUCACAGGUUCCUCCGCCUUUCCUGUUUCCUCCUGGUCCACCUCCUCCACAGAUGUUCCCUCAAAGCGAUCCUCACAUGCUUGCUCCACCUUGGCCUCAAACCGUCCCUCCCCAAACGCUCCCUGUGCCUCCUCUGACAUAUGAGUCCAGCUUGCCGACCUCUUCGCCCCUCAGCAAAGACGAGAAGGGCUUGGAGAAGUCCUACGGUGACUUGGGCGACAAGCCGUCCAGAAGGUCCGAUGAGACCUACAGGAAGGACAACAGAGAUAGAGACCACUAUGACAGACACCAUCACAAAAGCAGGCACUACGACAGGGACCGCGAAAAGCACAGGGACAGAAGUCACAGUCAUAAAGAGCACCACUCGAAAGAGGACAAGUAUGAAAAACGGAGAGAGCGGCACCACAGCAGCAGUCAUUACCGGGACAGAGACAAACACAGACGGGAUUCUGAUUAUGAGAAACACAAGAGAGACUCGAGAGACAGGCGUUCGUGAUCUUGGCAUCAAACCGCUCCACUUUCCUUAAAUCUGUCAAACAGUAGAAGAAAACUAUUUAUAAAGUUGCAAAAUGAUUUUUAUAUGGAAAAGCAGCUAGUACGAGAUUUUUAGUUGGUGUUUUUUUUGCAAUCUAAAGGACAUUUGUUUUGUUUUAAAAUGUACAUUUUCCCUACCUGGCUUUACAAAGACCCACUAACAUUGUCUUCACAAGCAGCUGGUUGUAAUCAAAAAAAUGAAACUACUGUUGUACGCAGUCUCAUGGUUGAUGAGAACAGCUUCUUUUGCCUCACUUUUUUUUUUUCCGUUUUAAUUUUUCUAAAAUUGUCUUAGGUAUUUUCUAUGUUUCAGGUGACAAAUAUUUCUUUGUUCAUUUUGGCUUGUCACACAACAGAAAUGUGCAUAUUCAGCACAUUAUGUACAGUUCAUAAUAUGUUUUUAUUGUUAGUAAAGCGACUGAAAUUAAAGUCUUUGUUUCUUAAAGAGACUC